AUUCAUUGUUGAAAGUAGUGUGUGUAGCGUCGGCUGCUAUAAAAUCUUACUAUUUAUUGAAUCAAACUAUUUAGAAUUAGAGAAAAAUGUCUGCUCCUGAUAAAGAUGAAUUAGUUCAAAGAGCCAAGCUUGCUGAGCAAGCUGAACGCUAUGAUGAUAUGGCCUCGGCAAUGAAAUCAGUUACCGAGACAGGAGUUGAACUCAGUAAUGAAGAAAGGAAUCUCCUAUCAGUCGCAUAUAAGAAUGUGGUAGGUGCCAGGCGAUCGUCUUGGAGAGUUAUUUCUUCAAUUGAACAAAAGACUGAAGGAUCAGAGAGGAAGCAACAGAUGGCACGAGAAUAUAGAGAAAAAGUUGAAAAAGAGUUACGAGAAAUCUGCGAUGAUGUCUUAGGACUAUUGGACAAAUACCUUAUCCCAAAAGCCAGCAAUGCAGAGUCUAAAGUAUUCUACCUCAAGAUGAAGGGAGAUUACUAUAGGUACCUCGCAGAAGUAGCCACCGGCGACACUAGGAACACUGUCGUCGAUUAUUCACAAAAAGCUUAUCAAGAUGCAUUCGAAAUCUCUAAGGCGAAAAUGACACCUACACAUCCAAUCAGGUUGGGACUGGCACUUAACUUCUCAGUGUUUUACUAUGAGAUAUUAAAUUCACCAGACAAAGCUUGCCAGUUAGCUAAACAGGCCUUUGACGAUGCAAUAGCCGAGUUGGACACGCUUAACGAAGACUCAUAUAAGGACAGUACCCUUAUUAUGCAGCUUCUCCGGGACAACCUCACACUAUGGACGAGUGACACGCAGGGUGAAGCUGAUGAGCCUCAAGAGGCUGGUGAUAAUUAAAAGUGUGGAGCGUCAUUUUUUAAACAAUUAUUCGUUAAUAAUGAAAUUUCAUGUAAGUUGACGUAUUCGUGGAACUUGGUUGUGAAGUUUCAUUGACAGUUUUAAGUUUCAUCCUGCUGAAACUUCGAUAUUUAAAAUGUUUUAGGAGAUAUGUAAAUCGUUAAAUUUAUAUUUCACAUUAUCACACAACCAUCAUACUUUUCGCAACAAGUAAUUUAAGCCAUAAAAACCAAAUGUAGUCAUAUAGUUUGGUGAUCGAAACAAUAUGAUUACAUAUAUUCAUUUCUGUGAUUGUUGUGUGAUUCAAUGUCAAUUCUUCUGCAUCAACUUUUGUUUUUUUUUAUAUAUAUAUAUAUUCAAUACUGUAAUGGUUUUUAAUUUUUUAUAUAUUAAAUGUAUAUUUAUCUCCUUCUAGAAUUUUGAAAAUUACUUUGAAAUUUUAGCACCUUUUAAGUUGUAACUUUGUUAACUAUUACAUUUAUUAUUUAAUAACAUUGUUUUAGGU
Diabrotica balteata is the source of this 1338-nucleotide messenger RNA. NCBI's taxonomy places the organism in Eukaryota, Metazoa, Arthropoda, Insecta, Coleoptera, Chrysomelidae. The record is from the annotation of a GenBank genome assembly.